This is a messenger RNA of Suhomyces tanzawaensis NRRL Y-17324, 342 nucleotides long. RefSeq lists its product as uncharacterized. The transcript has a single exon. The coding region runs from base 1 to 342 and encodes 113 amino acids. NCBI's taxonomy places the organism in Eukaryota, Fungi, Ascomycota, Pichiomycetes, Serinales, Debaryomycetaceae. The record is from RefSeq and is a predicted model, not a curated record.
AUGGAGCCUGAAAACGAAAUUAAAAUGGUGGGUUUGUGUCACUUGGACCAACAAGGAUGCAAAAUGGGACUGGUGCCAUUCAUGAAGCAACCAACUGGCGUGUGGCGUGUGCCAGUAGGCUGUGGCACCGAGGGGCACGACAAGUAUAUAAGAGCCGUCAUGGGACGCCAAACCACCAUUAUCAUCAGGCACUCAACAAUUACUAUGCAGUUGAAAACAUUUUUGGUGGUGCUCGUAGUGGCAUUCCACGCAGCAGCCAGCGUCAACAAGGUUGAUAUUUUACCCACGAUCACCGAGGAGGAAGAAGAGGGCGUGGAGAAGUACACCAAUCUUGCUGCUUGA